Selaginella moellendorffii is the source of this 1626-nucleotide messenger RNA. Its product is annotated as CUGBP Elav-like family member 1. The transcript is spliced from 3 exons. Lineage: Eukaryota; Viridiplantae; Streptophyta; Lycopodiopsida; Selaginellales; Selaginellaceae. The coding region runs from base 57 to 1511 and encodes 484 amino acids. Gene Ontology annotation, molecular function: protein binding; RNA binding. The record is from RefSeq and is a predicted model, not a curated record.
GGGUUCUUCGUGAGGGAGCCGCAAGAGGUGAGUCCGCCGCCUCGCCGAUUGGUACAAUGGCAGGUCGGGGCAGGAUGCGAGUCCCUCAGCAAGGAGUCGCAAUCUUGCGGCCUCACGGCAGGGGCUCCAUGGUCGUGCCGCCUCCGCCGAUCAUCGAGCAGAAGCUUGCGGCCCAGCACCUGGAAAUCCAGCGCCUGCUGACCGAGAACCAGCGAUUCGCGGCGACGCACGUCGCGCUGAGGCAGGAUGUGGCGCAGCUCCGCCAGAUUAUCUCCCAGAACGACGCCAAGAUGUCGGCAUUGGAGAGGGAGCUGGAGCAGGCGAGGAGCGAAAUCAAGACGGUGAAUUCGCAUCGCCAAGAGCUCCUCCUCCAGGCGCAGCAGAUGACACAGGAUUUGCAUCGCGCUCGAUCGGAUGCGCAGCAAAUGGCCGUGAUGAGGGCCGAGAAUGACACGCUCCGCCAGGAGCUCCAGAGGCUCAAAGCUACUUACGAGCCAAGCAGUGGCAGCGCUGGCGGUGGUGGUGGCGGUGGUGGUGGAGUUUCUACUUCUGCUAGUGGCAAGGAUCAUCAAGAACAGCUCUCCAAGGAGGUGGAGAAGCUCCGCGCAGUGGCAGCAUCAGUGAACUAUCCAGUGGCUUCUUCCAGCGCUCCAUACGUCGCCAAUGGGAGUGUGGCCGCCACUCCUUCCAGCGCUCCUGUGGAGACAUGGACGACGCACUACGCUCCAAAUGGCUCUCUCUUCUACUACAACACAGUCACGGGUGUGACGCAGUGGGAGAAGCCGGCCUCGCUCGCCGCAAGCCAGGCCGGGCAGGAGCUCCAUUCCAAUCCACAAGCCGCGCUUCAGCAAACCAUGCACCAAGUUCUCAUCCAGCAGCAUCAAGCUGCCGCCGCCGCCGCCGCGUAUCAGUUGAGUGGUCACUCCGCCACUCCGGGCCUCCAGCAGCAAUUCCCACAGCAGCUGCUCUACGCUCCUCAGCCAUCCUCCCAGAUCACAGGAGCUCCAGGACCAACCAACUUACCCGGUACAAGUCAGCCAUCUACAAGCCAAAACCCGUUGGCAUUCCUGGCGCGAUCCUCAGGAGUCGUCAACCCUUCACUCAAGCCCGACGGUGUUUCUUCACGGCAAUCUCCCUCAGCUGCUAACAGCCCCUCUAGGCCACAAGGUGCGACGUUGUCAGUGUAUGGGAUCUCUGCCGACUACCGGGACUCGGACUUGGUGGACCUAUUCAAGCCUUACGGGAGUGUUUUAUAUGCCAAAGUCGCUACCGCCAAAGAAAUGGCUGCGGGCCAGCCGUGUGGUAAGCCAAGCCAUUUUUUUCUGUUCUGUAGUUUCUUUUUUUCUCUGUCCUUCAUUCAUGCGAGCUUCCAGCUUCUCGACUUUCAGUGUUCUUCUAUAGCCACUUUCGUGUCCGUCGUUCGCUUCGCUCUAGCUAGAAAUGAUCCGAGACGCUUACCUCUAUCCGAGCUUGGCCAAAACCAACGAGCUUUUCCCUUUUUCCCUGACUGAAAGAUCCUUGAAACGAUUUCCUGCCAAGUGCUUGCAGUUCGCCCUCGUUAUUUACUUCUACAGUACCGAUUGAUCGCAUCAGAUUUCUUAUUUCUCGUUUGUUUGCAAAUCUCCG